AUCGGGGCGUUACCUGUUGAAGCAGAGAGAGGGUUAAGGUGUGGAAUAUAAACUCCAAUUUUUAUCUCUUUCAGUGGUAAUUAACCUCUUAUAGACUGGAGCAUUUCGACUAACUAGAACUAAAAAGGAUAUUUUGGGAUUAAGGUGGACUUUCGUUGGAUUAAUUGAGAAGAUUAUACAAAAAUCUUAAUUGUAAAACCGGAAGUACAAUUUCUACACAUGGGAAGCCAGAGAAGGUGACCAAAGACGAUGAAUCGAUGGUUGGUGCUCUUGACCUCCCUUGUGGUCAUCCUGCAGGGGGCACAGGUAGAGGGAACAGGAACUAUAGAGUUGAAUCUGACAUCUAUCACAAUCCCUUCACCAACGGCUGGGAACAUUGUGUUGCGCAUAUGUGCAACGACAGACAGUUCUAAGUCCGUAGCGACAGACUGCGCUACUCAUGAAGGAGAUGAACAAAUCGAGGUUAAUAUAGGGGUUGCUCCUUUCACAUUCGACGACAACCCUUAUUCACUCCCAUUCGACGUAUGGAAGGGUAUGACUAGGUUUUUCAUAUCAGUGAUAAAUAACGGCACGUUGCUAGAUACGCUGACGUUUAACUUGAUCAAAAACAAUACAUACGCAAGUGGAGACUCGGGGAUUUCGGAGAUAAGUCGAAUUCUACAGGGCACACUGACAAAUCAAACUAGCCUUACAUUAAUAGCAUGGCCGAUUUGUAACCCAGACUACUACAGUGGUAACUGCUCCGUCUAUUGUAAAGUCCAAGAUACAUGUGACGGUCACUACACAUGCGAAGUCAACACCGGAAAUGUGGUAUGCAGUGCCAAUUGGGCGGGAGAUACUUGCACUGAGAGGCCCAUAGGAUACAGUGAAUGUCCCAUGAAAUAUGACGAUGCCAUCAUUCCCGGAUCAGGGUUUCUUGGGACAUGGGUAGGAUCGUUUGACUGUAAUAGUGUUGAAUACAGUACCAGGAUGGAUAUAUCUGAUCUAGGAGCCCUAGGUACUCAACCAAAGGGAGUGCUAAAGUUUUGGAACACUGAGGCUAUGGUCAAUGGUUCACAAGAAAUUAUGGGCACUUUAAGUAUGCAAGGCUCAUUCACAUUGAUUGGAUUACAGUGGAUCAAUAAACCAGAUGAUCAGACAGUUCUUUUUGUGUUGGGUGAUGGGAAAUUUGAUGACGCAGAACAAACAAUAUCACUGGAAUUUAAAGCACUAGGCUUUUGCACCAGUGAAAUUACUACCCUUUAUAGGCCAAAGAACACUACCAAGGAGUGUCAAAAUGGGGGAGUUUGUGUAAGGAAUGGCACUGGGGAGGA
This is a messenger RNA of Owenia fusiformis, 1313 nucleotides long. The record is from the annotation of a GenBank genome assembly. Lineage: Eukaryota; Metazoa; Annelida; Polychaeta; Sabellida; Oweniidae.